AUGCAAAUUCGAACAAGCUUUACGAGAAUAAUCUUAUUUAUAAAACUUAAAUAUAGUAGCCACAUGCUUUUAACAUCAAUUUAUUUUGUUGAAAUAAUAGAUAAAAUAAAAAAUGCUGGUUUUAAGAUUAAAAAAAAGAAGAAAUAUGCUCCUAAACAGUUAUUAUGCUAUAUAAAUGCUUUUUCUGCACUUCGUUAUUCCUAUUUAUGCACAAAAAUUUUUGCGUCAAAUAUUAUAAUGUGCCAUACAAUAUAA
Molecule: messenger RNA, 255 nt
Organism: Blepharisma stoltei
Lineage: Eukaryota; Ciliophora; Heterotrichea; Heterotrichida; Blepharismidae
Source: the annotation of a GenBank genome assembly